Molecule: messenger RNA, 2399 nt
Organism: Pteropus alecto (black flying fox)
Lineage: Eukaryota; Metazoa; Chordata; Mammalia; Chiroptera; Pteropodidae
Gene: CAGE1
Product: cancer antigen 1
Exons: 11
Coding region: 126-2399 (757 amino acids)
Source: RefSeq, a predicted model, not a curated record
UUAUGUUUUUUUAAAAAGGCCUUCGACAUUCAACAAAUAGGAACAAGGACCAUCAAAAAGUUUGGUGAUCACCUGCAGAUCCUGUACAUUUUCAAGUGGAUGGUUCUCAUGAAAAAUUAGAAAGUAUGUCAAAAGCAGAUGCCAUGAAUUUUAGCAGUUUUUCUCAAGACUUAACUCACUCAAAUUCUCCCUUCUACAUGGAAACCAACACUGCUGCUUCAGACUUGUCUCAGAACGAAAUAAAGAAUGUAAAAAAGGAAAAUGAAUCUAAACUUUCUGAAGAAAUUUAUAGCACACUAGAUGAUACAUUAGAUGAUGUCAACAAUGGAAAUUACUCACAGGAUGUACUAACUGAGCCAACUGACACCAGCAUUUCUUCCUCCAGACAGUUUGAGCCCAUUUUCAAAUUUCAUGAGACAGAAGCAUUUAAUGAUGAAGUGAUAACAUUUCAAAAUCUGACAGGUGGCUUUCCUUACACCGAGAAGCCAGAAUUGCAAAGUCAUGUAUAUAAUUAUGCAAAAGACAACAACAUAAAGGAAGAUUCAUUUAAAGAAGAAAAUCCAGUGGGAACUGACACUUCCACAUACAAGGACCAACUUGCUCAUGAAUGUGUCAGGCAACCUCCUAGAAGCCUAUCUCCAAUCCACUGCAGUGAAGAGACAUUGAAAUUCACAGAAAUGUCACUGGCUAAAAAUACUGCCAAGGAAUCUGUCUUCAACCCUGGUCAACCUCAAAUCUUCUUGUGUAAAGAAUAUAUACCUUCAAAAGGAACACAAAAUUCUGGGGAGAUUCCUGAGAUGUCAGUCAGUCACCAAAAGGAAGUCACAGUGGAGGGCAUGGAAAGUCCAGGGGUUCUUUCAACUUGUUCUUCUGAGGGCAUUUCUUGGAGUGGUGGAGCAUCUGGUGAGGACUGCAAAAUACCUGACACAGAGCAAAGCUGGGAAAUCUUACAACCUCUGGAAGAAGUUAUAGCUUUAAAUGAAGUUUUACAGAAAUUAAAACAUAGUAACCAGAAGCAGCAAACUCUGAUCCAAAACCUACAGUGUAGUAACAUGUAUUUAGAGAAGAAGGUUGAGGAACUGUUACAGAUGAAGACUACCAAACAGCAAGUGUUCAUGGACAUCAUAAAUAAACUAAAGGAGAAUGCUGAAGCAUUAAUUGAAGAUAAAUACAGAGUAAUGCUAGAGAAGAAUGAUACUGACAAAACAUUGCAGAAUUUGCAUGACAUUUUAACUAACACCCAAAAACAUCUUCAGGAAUCGAGAAAUGAAAAGGAAACCUUACAGAUAGAGCUUAAAAGGAUCAAGGACAAUUAUGUUUGUCUACAGGAAAGGUACAUAACUGAAAUGCAACAAAAAAAUAAAACUGUUAGUCAGUGCAUAGAGAUGGAUAAAGCCUUAAGCAAGAAAGAAGAAGAGGUAGAGAGGCUGCAGCAACUCAAAGGAGACUUGGAAAAGGCCUCCUCUUCUGCUUUGGACUUGUUGAAAAGGGAAAAAGAAGCUCAAGAACAAGAGUUCUUGUCUUUACAGGAAGAAUAUCAGAAACGUGAAAAUGAAAACCUGGAAAAAAGACAGAAACUGAAAUCUAGACUUGAGAAACUGGUAGCAGAAGUUAAAAAUUUGCAAUUCAUAUCUGAAAGUGAAAGGGCUAAGAAUAUAAAACUUCAGCAGCAGAUCAACAAAGUAAAAAAUGAAAAUGCACAACUUCAGCAGCAGGUUGCAAAGAGUGAGGAGCAAAAUUCUGUCUCUAAAUUUGAGACAGCUCAGUUAAAGGAGCACUUAGAGGAAGCAAUGGAGUCAGAUAUCACAAAGGAUGCAGAGAUGAUACAUUCUAAUUUGUUCCUGAAUUGCUCACCUUGUGAAGAAGAGAACAUGAAUCCCCCCGAUGUGAAAAACACUCAGCUGGCCUCCAAAGUCUACAACCUUUUGGCUCCAAUGGUAGGACAUCUCACAUGCCAGGGCAUCAACAAUCCCAAUGCUGAACAUAUCAAAGAGAAUGAGAAAGUUAGUGACCCAAUGAUACAAAAAUUGAAGAGCUUCCAUCUUAAAAAGAAAAUUUUAGAUGAAGAGGUUACGGACAUAGAUUCAGAUGAAGCCAAGAAUGUAAGAGAUGUACCUAUCUUCUUGGGAGCCAAACUGGAUAAGUACCACAGUCUAAAUAAAGAGCUUGAUAUAUUGGUUAGAUCAUAUGAAGAAAUUAUUGAAUGCGCUGACCAAAGGCUCAAGAUAUCUAACUCCCAGAUUGCACAUUUAGAAGAGAGGAAUAAACAUUUGGAAGAUUUAAUUAGGAGGCCUAGAGAGAGAGCUAAAAAACCAAAACCAAGAAGUUUAAAAAAUCAUCCAAAGUCCAUGACAGUGAUGCCAACUAUUUUAGAAGGAAAUAGAAAUGAUUUAGAUUAA